AUGAGCUACGCCUACCAACACAGCACGGGCGCUUCUUCCCUCCCUUCUUUCAAUUCGAUUCCUUCUUCUUCUACAGGGCUCGUUAGCCAGGCUUGCAAUAGGGCGAUACCCGCAGCCAAACAAUGGAUCGAAGAGGGUGUCACUACGUUACGGUCGAGCAGGCCGCGGAGUAGGGAUGAGGUGCGGAAUUCGGCGAAAGUGGUGUUGAGGCGCCUUUUUUCGAUCCCUUCUGCUGUUAUCUUGCUUUGGUUCUUUACGUUGUGGUGGGGUGAGAGGACGGUCUUUCAAAAAAGUAUAGAUGCUUGUGCUUGGGAGGCUUGGGAGGCUUGGCCUCAAGGUGCAACUCCGCAUCGUGUCGCCUUCGUUGCUGACCCCCAGCUCGUCGAUCCCCACACAUACCCUGGGCGCCCUUGGCCACUCUCGACAUUGACGGUGCGAUACACCGAUCAAUACAUGCGACGGUCCUUUUCACAUAUUCAAAAGCACUUGGUGCCCGAUUCAGUACUAUUCCUGGGUGACCUUUUUGAUGGGGGGAGAGAGUGGGCUACGAGGACGACAACGAGUCCAGAGGAGCGCUACAAGAAGAUCAACGACAAUUUUUGGAAGAAGGAAUACGGUCGAUUUAUGAAGAUCUUCUUGGACCCUUGGUUGAAUCAGGAAUAUACGCCGCUAGACAGCAGGGGUCGCAAACUGAUUGCUAGUCUACCGGGUAAUCAUGACCUGGGCUUUGGCAAUGGAGUCAAGGAACCGGUCCGCCAGCGAUUCCAGGCCUACUUUGGCGAAAGCAAUCGCGUUGACGUUAUUGGGAAUCAUACAUUUGUGUCAGUGGAUACACCCUCGUUGAGCGCGAGGGACCAGCCAGAUCCUGCGACGGGUAGCUCCAGCUCCAGCGGCAAAGAGGAUGAUCCUUGGCCGAUUUGGAAAGAUGCGGAUGAUUUUCUCAACCAGGCGUCCUCCUACAAGGCAAAAGCAGAGGCCGAAGAACUACAGCAGCUGCAGCACAAGCCGGAGAAAGUCAAGUUCGAGCAUCGCAUAGUGGAUGCUGAGGAGGACGUGAUAAAGGAAAACCCAAAGCCCGAGAGCGCCGGGUUUCCUACCAUUCUUCUUACGCAUGUUCCUCUCUACCGCAAGCCCGCAACACCAUGUGGUCCGCUUCGAGAACGGUCACCGCCUGCUGCUCCGGACCUGGAAGAAGACGAGCCCAACGCGCUGAGGAUUGCUGGAGGUUAUCAGUACCAGAAUGUACUGACUCCGAUCAUCUCGACGGAGCUGGUAUCCAAAGCAGGCCCGAAUCUUGUGCAAGUUUAUUCCGGCGAUGACCACGAUUACUGCGAAGUCUCACACCGUGAGUUCAACGGCUCACCGAACGAGAUCACUGUCAAGAGUCUAUCAUGGGCAAUGGGCGUCCGACACCCAGGCUUCGUACUCACCAGCCUCUGGAACCCAAUCGAUCCCCAGACGGGCGAAUCAACCCAGCAAGGCUCGCAGCCAACCAUCCAAAACCACCUCUGCCUUCUUCCCGACCAAUUGGGCAUCUUCAUCCAUUACGCCGUCAUUCUCGGCCUAAGCAUCGUCGUCCUGCUCAUCAGCUCCACCUACCACAUUCUUUCCACCCCAGAGAGCGUCUCAAACGGCUCCGUUCUCCCCCUCACGGAACAACGCGCCUACCCCAGGCACCAGUACCAGACCUCCGGUACGUCCAGCUCAACCCUCACCCCUCCAGGCGGCCUCUUCAGCCGGGGUGGGCUCACAACCCCCGGCUACCCCAGCGCCAAGUCUCCCCACGAUACUUAUCGCGGAGCAGAUCUCGACAUUGGCUCGCCGAACCUGAAAGACAAGGCUAUGUACCGGCCGGCUCGGGCAGCGGGCCUCCGACAAACAGUGACAUUUAUCGGUCGGGAAUUCAUCCAUUCUAUCAGGACUGUCGCGCAGGUUGUUUUGCCUGUGUAUUUCUUUUUGAUCUGGCGCUGGUAG
Molecule: messenger RNA, 1974 nt
Organism: Penicillium cinerascens
Lineage: Eukaryota; Fungi; Ascomycota; Eurotiomycetes; Eurotiales; Aspergillaceae
Product: putative manganese ion homeostasis (Fr)
Exons: 2
Coding region: 1-1974 (657 amino acids)
Biological process (GO): GPI anchor biosynthetic process
Cellular component (GO): endoplasmic reticulum
Molecular function (GO): hydrolase activity
Source: RefSeq, a predicted model, not a curated record